This is a messenger RNA of Anolis carolinensis (green anole), 5431 nucleotides long. It is a transcript of the gene pear1, whose product is annotated as platelet endothelial aggregation receptor 1. The coding region runs from base 239 to 3241 and encodes 1000 amino acids. The transcript is spliced from 22 exons. The record is from RefSeq and is a predicted model, not a curated record. Gene Ontology annotation, molecular function: protein binding; scavenger receptor activity. Lineage: Eukaryota; Metazoa; Chordata; Lepidosauria; Squamata; Anolidae.
CGCCGCCUCCUCCUCGCCUUCUUCUUCCCCACUUGGUCCCCUUCGGCUCUGCUUUCCUUCUCCCAGCCCAGACUGGGAAGCCAGCCACCCACCCAGAAGGAAAGAGAGGGACGGAAUGGGGUGUCCUGUGUGGAAGCAGAAGCUUCUUUGGCUCUGAAUUGCACCGAAGAAGCCAUCUGUGGUGCUGGUUGCAUCCCGAAAGCUCAAGGCUCUCUUGGUUGACACUCAGCAAAGGAGAAUGAUGCCAUACGCUAUCGUCUUGUUGUGGAUGCAACUGCAUCAGGGUCUGUUGCUCACUCCUGGGGACACCAAUGUUUGCAGCUACUGGGAAAGUUUCACAGCACCCUCCAAGGAGUCCUAUGUGCAGCCCUUUGCCCAGGUUUCCACAGAACCUUGUGAGCGGACCUGGCCUUUCUCUGAGAAGAUCUGCACCCGACACAAAGUCCUCUACAAGACUGCUUACCGUCAAAGUGUGAAGAUGGACUACCGGAGACGCUAUCGCUGCUGCCAGGGAUACUAUGAGAGCAACGACCUCUGUGUCCCCCGAUGUGCCCAGGAGUGUGUCCACGGGAGGUGUGUAGCGCCAGAUCAAUGCCAGUGCGAGCAGGGAUGGAGAGGCACGGACUGCUCCAGUGAAUGCAGCAACCUCUUAUGGGGCCCCCACUGUGAGAACGCCUGUCCGUGUCUGAACGGGGGCAGCUGUGACCCUUUGACUGGGGCCUGUGCCUGCCCGCCAGGCUACAAGGGCUCCUCCUGCCAAGAGCCCUGUGCCCAGGGCACCUAUGGCCUCGGCUGCCUCCUUGCUUGCCGCUGCGAAAACGGAUCCAGCUGUGAUGGAGCCACAGGGGCCUGCCUCUGCUCUCAGGGAUACACUGGACCCCACUGCGAGCUCCCCUGCCUCAACAGCACCACCGGACUCCAGUGCCCAGCGCACUGUCCCUGUCAGAAUGGAGGUAUCUGCCACCCCGAAGACAGUCACAACUGCGCCUGCCCUCCUGGGUGGAUGGGUCCCAUCUGCUCCAUCCCCUGCCCUGCAGGGUAUUUUGGCUCCAGCUGCCAAGGGGAGUGCCAGUGCCACAACAGUGGCCAGUGUGACCGUGGCUCUGGGCAGUGCCAGUGUGCCCCUGGCUACAUGGGAGACCAGUGCCGGGAGCAGUGCCCCAUUGGCAGGUACGGGCAGGACUGCCAGCACACCUGUGACUGUGUGAACGGCGGGCGCUGCUUCCACAUCAACGGGGCCUGCCUGUGUGAAGCAGGCUUCUUUGGAAACCGUUGCCAGGAGCGCACGUGCUCAGACGGCUUCUAUGGCUUGGGAUGCCACUUGCCCUGCCUCUGCCACCCUGAGCACACACACAGUUGCCACCCGCUGUCGGGCGAAUGUGCCUGCAAGCCAGGCUGGGCUGGACUCCACUGCAACGAGACCUGCCCGCCGGGCUACUACGGCCUGGGGUGCCAGGAGCCCUGCUUGUGCCUCAACGGGGGAGCCUGCCACAGCGAGACGGGGCUCUGCCAAUGCCCAGCAGGCUUCAUGGACAAGCAUUGUGCCAGUCGCUGCCUGACCGACUCGUAUGGCUUGAACUGCUCCCAACACUGCGCCUGCCAGAAUGCCUUGGCCUGCUCCCCCGUGGACGGGACCUGUGUCUGCAAGGAAGGUUGGCAAGGAGCAGACUGUGCCCUCCCCUGCCCCACGGGAACCUGGGGCACCGGCUGCAACGAGACCUGCCAGUGCGCCAAUGGAGCCACAUGCAACGCUGUCAGUGGCAGGUGCACAUGUGCCCCAGGCUGGCAUGGCAGCAAGUGCCAAGAUCCAUGCCCAAAUGGCUUCUUUGGCCUGGGCUGCAGCAGCAAGUGCACCUGCCAGAAUGCAGGUGGCUGUGACCCCCUCGCCGGACAGUGCCAGUGCCUCCCUGGAUGGACAGGGCUCCGUUGCAGCAAGCCUUGCGGAGAGGGCCUGUGGGGUCCGCAUUGCAACCAGCUGUGUUCUUGCAAGAACGGUGCCUCUUGCUCUCCCAAAGACGGGAGCUGUGACUGCACCCCGGGCUUCCGAGGGCCCACCUGCCAGCGCCCCUGCCAACCCGGGCGUUAUGGCAAGAAGUGUUCGGUGCCCUGUAAGUGCGUCAACCACUCCAUCUGCCACCCUGUCGAUGGGUCCUGCGAUUGUCCUCCCGGGUGGGCGGGCAGCGAUUGCUCAAAGCGCUGUCCUCCUGGGUUCUUUGGGGCCAACUGCAGCCAGCAAUGCCAGUGCGAGAACAAGGCCCCAUGCCACCCAGAAGUGGGGAGAUGCCUGUGCCCUUCAGGCUAUACUGGGACCCUCUGUGAGACCAGGAUCCCGGGACCCCCGCUCACCAUGGUGCCAGCCACACCGGUGAGCUCCCCCUCCCUGGGAGCCAUUGCCGGCAUCAUCAUCCUGGCGAUCCUCCUGGUAGCCUUGCUGGCCCUGUUUCUCUGUUAUCGGCACCGGCAGAAGAAAGACAAGGAGAACCGGCACAUCUCUGUGGCUUACACCACGGGGAGGACAGACAGUUCGGAAUACGCUGUUCCAGAUGUACCUCCCAGUUACACUCACCACUACUACUCGAACCCCAGUUAUCACACCUUGUCGCCCUGCUCUCCAGGCCCUCCCAUUCGUAGCCUUCCAGAUCAGUCUGGGGGCAAGUUGGUCAGCAGCCAGCUUUUCUCCCCGGUGAAGAGCCUGGAACAGGAAUGGCCUGGGAUGUAUGGGGCAGAAGGGAAUGCCACCCUCCCGGCAGAUUGGAAGCACCUCCGGGGGUCCCUGCCGCCCACCCUUGGCCCCGGCCCUUGGCAGGGAGGAGGCCAGAUGGACCGCAGCUACAGCUACACCAAUGGACUGGGAAAACCUCCCAGCAAAGGCUAUACGGCUGAGGAGGCCCUGUGUCGAAGUGACAGCUCCUUGGGUAGUGAAAACCCCUAUGCCACCAUCAAGGACCUGCCUGUCCUGACCGGCCGGCCCUCGGAGAGCAGUUACAUGGAGAUGAAGUCCCCGGCCAAGCGGGAGCGGUCCUAUGCGGAGAUCAGCAUCUCGGAAGAGCCUGCACAGCUUUUGGAGGAGGACGAGGAGGAAGGAGGAGGAGCGGAAGGAGCCAUCUCACCAGGACCUGGUGUCCUUCCGCCAAACCACUACGACUCCCCAAAGAACAGCCACAUCCCCAGCCACUACGACGUGCCCCCCACCCGGCACUACCCACCCUCGCCGCCACUCCUCCGGAGGCAAGACAGAUGAGGACCACUUCACCCUCAUCCAGGCCUCCACUCCUCUUGCUUUUGCCACAAACUGGGAGCCCUCGCCUGCCCAGUCUUGUUGCGGACACUCGGCCAAGAUGCCUCUCGGACACUGCAUCCCUUCAUGAUUUCUGCGUACCGGGAAGGUGGGCACGAUCCCACAUGCAGCCUUUGGGUCCAGGGAGUUACUUUGGAUCAUUGGCAUACUGACUGGCAGCUCCUCCCAUAGCCAACAUAACUCCAACAACUAUCAUGUCAGACGACGACACAGAGAAGCCACUGAAAUCCACAAGCAUGUGGACAACUUCAACAGAAAGGAGGGAACCAUGAAGAUGAACAAUAUCUGGUUACCAGUAUUAAAAAAAACUCAAAAAUCAGAACAGUAAAUAAGAAGCAACACUCUGAGGACAGAGGAGCCCCAAGGACGGCUAAUGACUCUGAACAAAGGAUGCCCCCCAGGCAAGAGACAAACCUUUCCAAUGCUAAUUAAGGUGAUUAACUGAAACAUUAACACUGGCUUCCAACUGACAAAGGACUCUUGUCACACCCUGGACUCUCCACAGAUAUAUAUUCUUUCCUUUCCUUACUUAGUUUAUCCAUGUCUCACAACCUCUGAGGAUGCCUGCCAUAGAUGUGGGCGAAACGUCAGGAGAGAAUACUUCUGGAACACAGCCCGAAAGACAUACAACAACCCUGUGAUCCCGGCCAUGAAAGCCUUCGACAACAAAACAUAACUCCCUUCAUGAGCUUCAUGGUGACGAUAUACAGCAGUGAUUCCCAAAGUGGGCGCUACCGCCCCCUGGUGGGAGCUGCAGCGAUCCAGGGGGGUGGUGAUGGCAUCUAUUAGGACACGGAGGCGGGCCCAGGGGAGGGGCGGGGCCUCUUCCCAAGUGCCGGAGACAGGGCUGAGCACCUGUGGUGCCUGUUAGGACUCAGGGGGCGGAGCUAGAGGAGUGGGCGUGGCUUCUUCCCAAGAGCCUGAGUCAGGGAUGAGCCUCUAUACCUCUCCUGAGGCGCUUGUUGGGACACAGAGGGCGGAGCUAGGGAAGGGGGCGGGGCCUCCUUCCAAGAGCCUGAGACAGGGCUGAGCAUCUAUACCUCUCCUGAGGCGCUUGUUGGAACACAGAGGGCGGAGCUAGGGGCGGGGCCUCCUUCCGAGAGCCAGAGACAGGGUUGAGCCUCUAUACCUCUCCCGAGAGGCCUUUUAGGACUAAAGGGCGGAGCUAGGGGUGGGGGCGGGGCCUCCUUCCAAGAGCCUGAGACAGGGCUGAGCCUCUAUACUUCUCCUGAGAGGCCUUUUAGGACUAAAGGGCGGGGCUAGGGGCGGGGCCUCUUCCCAAGAGCAUGAACAGGGCUGAGCCUCUAUACCUCUCCUGAGGCGCUUGUUAGAACAUGGGGGCGGGGUAUAGAGGCCCCACCCCCUCCUCUAGCCCCACCCCCUGUGUUCUGGCAGGCGUCACAGGACAGAGAUAGAAGCUCAGCCCUAUCUCAGAGCUCGUAACUCCGCCCAUCCCAGCCCUGGCUGCCCAUUUGUCGCCCCGCCCACCUCCCUCUCCCCCUCCCAGCCCUGCAUCUUGGACUAGGGGAGAGGCUCAGCCCCGCCCUCUUGAGCAGGAGCCACGCCCACCCCUCUAAGCCACGCCUCCCUUUCCAGAGGGCGAUGAGUCAUAUUUUUUCUGGAAAGGGGGCUGCAGGACAAAUAAGUUUGGGAACCACUGAUAUAUACGAUGCCCGGAUGGAUGGAUUCUCCAUGACAACUCUCUUCCUGACGGAGAAAACCCAGCAGCGUGUUUUCAUCGAAUGCAAGAAGAAGCCUCAAGUCAAGUGGAGUCAUUCAGGAGUCAGGAAAGAGCCUUCAACUAGCUUUUAUUUUCUUCAUGCGCUUUGGACCUGAAAACUUCAGGCACCCCUUGGGCUCCUGUUUGCCAUCUGUCAGCAUUGAGUCGAUUUGUGAUGUGGCGCAGAAGCCUUUGCUGUUUGCCUCCCCAAGUGGUUCUUUUGCAGCCGCAAUGCUACAACCCAGGCUGUCACUCUGGCUCUUGUACAUUCGGUCAUGGAGCAAAACGUCAUGGAAAUUGUCCUGGGAGGGCCGGCCUGCCUUCUUUCCUUCCUAAUUCAUUUUUUCUCAGAACUGUCAAGCAAUGCAUGCAAUGCUGGAAAAAUGUUUUAUAUAAAACACCCUUUGCCAAGA